This is a messenger RNA of Funneliformis geosporum, 342 nucleotides long. Lineage: Eukaryota; Fungi; Glomeromycota; Glomeromycetes; Glomerales; Glomeraceae. The record is from the annotation of a GenBank genome assembly.
AUGAAAUUUUGUAGAAUUUCAGAAAGAAGUAUUCACAAAGAACAUAGUUAUACAUCUGUUAAUAUUCACAGAUUAGUUGCAGAAGCCUUUAUUUUAAAUCCAAAAAAUAAGCAUUUUGUUAAUCAUAAAACUGAUAAUCUAGCAAAUAAUUUAGAAUGGGUAUUUCUAAAAGAAAAUACUAAUCAUAAAGUAUUUUCAAAUCCUAGUCGUGGUAGAUCUCAAAAAAUGUUACAAAAAUCAUUAGAUGGAAAUGUUAUUCAGAUUUGGGAUUUGGCUAAACUUGCAAAUAUUACACUUAACAUUAAUAGAAGAAAUAUUACUGCAUAUUGUAGAAGAAGAUGA